AUGCGGAUUGUCCAGGAAGUGAGCGUCGAUGAAGAUGCUGCCUUUGUUGAUAAUGGUGAAAGAGCCGGCAAUAGUACAGGUAAGAGGGCAAAGAGUCCAUUCCAUCUCGCGUGGUACCGUGCCGAGGGCUGGCGCCUUCAGCUCCGGAUGAGCGGUGACAUUGUUGAGUCCUGCCGCUGGACCUGGCGUGUUGAUGACCAAUUGCUGAUGCGAGCCGGAGAAGAGGCAGGAGAGACAGGUGGUGAAAGGGGCGAUCGUCGCCACAGUACCAUCAGCCAUGCGUCGGCAAGCAGCCACGAGAACAACUCCGAUGGCCAGGACGGAAGUGGGAAGAGCGGACACAUCAAAACCGCUACCGCCACUUCCAAGACCUCGUUGGCGUCCGCCAGGACGGGUCGUUCAUUGGGAGGAUUUGGGUUUCGGCCGAACGGGGAGCAGUCGACGUCAAAGGAGCAGAUCACCACCAUCGACGAACGCAGACCCAGUCGGGCCACAACUGCGGCGCUCCAAGAACAUGACGAGUAG
Molecule: messenger RNA, 525 nt
Organism: Sporothrix schenckii 1099-18
Lineage: Eukaryota; Fungi; Ascomycota; Sordariomycetes; Ophiostomatales; Ophiostomataceae
Exons: 2
Coding region: 1-525 (174 amino acids)
Source: RefSeq, a predicted model, not a curated record